Aureobasidium musti is the source of this 1320-nucleotide messenger RNA. The record is from the annotation of a GenBank genome assembly. Lineage: Eukaryota; Fungi; Ascomycota; Dothideomycetes; Dothideales; Saccotheciaceae.
AUGGCAGCUUCCUUUGCUCGUAUCGCAUCCAGGCGACUCUAUCAGCGCCCGGCUCUGCCUCGCCCCUCGACCACCUUCCGCUCGCUGUCGACCUCUCUCCCCCGUCACUUUGCCGCCCCCGUCGACAACCCCAAUGCCACUCGCCUGAUCCCUGUCGACCCCAACUUCGUUCCUGGAUCACAGAACGCUGACACUUCGAACGUCAACUUGGCCAACGAUGCCGACGAGGACCCGAACCAACGCAAGAUCCGCCACUACACUGUCAACUUCGGUCCUCAGCAUCCCGCCGCUCACGGUGUGUUGCGUCUGAUUCUCGAGCUCAAUGGUGAAGAGAUUGUCCGCGCAGACCCUCACGUCGGUCUGUUGCACCGUGGUACCGAGAAGUUGAUCGAGUACAAGACAUACCUCCAGGCCCUGCCCUACUUUGAUCGUCUCGACUACGUUUCCAUGAUGACCAACGAGCAAUGUUUCUCUCUGGCUGUUGAGAAGCUGCUCAACAUCGAGGUUCCCGAGCGUGCCAAGUGGAUCCGUACCCUGUUCGGUGAAAUCACCCGUAUCCUGAACCACCUCAUGUCUAUUCUCUCCCACGCCAUGGAUCGUGUCUCUGGUGCCCGUCUCCACGCUGCUUACGUCCGUCCCGGUGGUGUUUCUCAGGAUCUCCCUGUUGGUAUCCUUGACGACAUCUACCAGUGGGCCACCCAGUUCGGUGACCGCAUUGACGAGACUGAGGAGCUUUUGACCGACAACCGUAUCUGGAAGGGCCGUACCCAGGGUGUCGGUGUCGUUUCCGCCGCAGAUGCUCUUAACUACUCUUUCACUGGUGUCAUGCUUCGUGGUUCUGGUGUCCCAUGGGAUGUCCGCAAGUCCCAGCCUUACGAUGCUUACGACCAGGUUGAGUUCGAUGUGCCCGUUGGUGUCAACGGUGACUGCUACGACCGUUACCUCUGCCGCAUGGAGGAGUUCCGCCAGUCGCUGCGCAUCAUCUUCCAGUGCUUGAACAAGAUCACUCCUGGACCCAUCAAGGUUGAGGACUACAAGAUCGCCCCUCCUCCACGUGCUGCCAUGAAGGAGAACAUGGAGGCCCUCAUUCACCACUUCUUGCUCUACAGCAAGGGUUACACCGUUCCUCCUGGUGAGACCUACUCCGCUAUCGAGGCCCCUAAGGGUGAGAUGGGUGUCUUCGUCGUCUCAGAUGGUUCCGAGAGACCCUACAGAUGCAAGAUCCGUGCUCCUGGUUUCGCUCACUUGGGAUGCUUCGACCAAAUCUCAAGAGGUCACUUGUUGGCUGACGCUGUCGCCAUUAUUGGUACUAUGUGGUAG